AUGUCCCAAGAGAUCAACCCUUCAUCCCCAUCCAAACGUGCAUUCAGAACCUUUUUCAAACCUUCAUCCGCCAAUCAGUCCAACACUUCUGAUGGGUCCAGCAGCAGCGAUCGGUCAACAGGGCACAGGAUCAAAGUUCACAAGGGUUCACCAGUGUGGGGAUCAAGGGCAAGCGAUCGAUCAAGCACUACACCACCACCGUCAUCGCCUUCCAGUACAAAGAAUGCAACAUCGACGGCACCGUUCUUCCAAAAGCGUGGACAAAAGCGGCAGCAGAAACUACCUAUAUCACAACCAAAGAAGACGAGUCGACCAAGCAGCCCUGCACCAUCGUUUCCACCACCACAACCAUCACCAGCUCGAUCACCACGACCUAGCGUUCCUGAACCUUUAUGGCCUGAUAAGGAUUGGUUUCAAGGUGGACAUAUUGGUGUGGAUACACAUCGAGAAAGGGAUGAUUUUGACUUUGGUAAUCGCAGGUCAUCACGCAAUUAUGCAGAAUGCAUUAUGGAUGCCAACGACGUUGAAUUUUUCACGCAGCGUGCCGAGAAGCGUACCAGCAGCAGUAAACAACAAUCGCCACAAUCACCAAAGCGUCGCCCUAUAUCAGCUACGCAAAUAGAGCGCUUUAUGCAUCAUGUGUAUCCUCAUGGAAUGAAAUCCCCAGCAUGCCAAUCAUUGUACGCGUCCAUUUUCACUACCACAUCAUCAUCUACAUCCGCUCGACGAUCACAAAAGAACAUGUUAUGGAAUGAAAAAUAUCGACCAUGUUGUGUACAACAAUUGCUAGGCAACCGCGAUGAUCACACUUAUCUACGAGAUUGGUUACAUCAAAUGAAAGUCAUGUCGCCAACAGCACUCGAGCAAUUGAAGCAGCAAAAGAGCAAUCGCAAGUCGACGCGCAAAGAUUUGUUUGAGAAUAUCCCAAUGGGUGAUGAAGGAGAUGAUGAUUUCAUGCCAACCAAACGACAUCGUGUGAAAUCGAAUAAGCCCGUUGCUGAGCAACCAAUCCAAUCGAAUUUGCUAUUGAUGGUGGGCAAGCCUGGUACUGGAAAGACUGCAUCCGUAUAUACAGCAGCUGAAGAAGCGGGUUAUGAGGUGUUUGAAAUACAUCCUGGAUUACGGCGUUCUGGCAAGGAUCUUACUUCGAGUGUUGGUGAAAUGACAGAAAGCCAUCUCGUUGCUUUUGAUGGUAAAAGCGCCGAUGUUACGUCACGUGAUCCUUCACCAAAGCCAUCCAAAGCAAGUGUUGACUUUUUUCGACAAUUCGUCAAGAAGAAGGAAGAACAAAUGCCUACUCCACCAUCGUCACAGCCUGUUCAUGAACACCAACAACAAGCUGUUGUGGAUCUUACAUCAGAUGAGCCUACGCAACCACAAGAACCUAAGCAAAGCCUGGUGCUCUUGGAAGAGGUCGAUAAUUUAUAUGAAGAUGACAAAGGAUUUUGGCCUGCAGUGGUUGAGCUAGCCCAAAAAAGCAAAAGACCCAUCAUCCUUACAUGCAAUGAUAUCAAUGUGGUCCCGAUAGAGCAGCUUUUCUUGCAAGCUGUGUUGAUGCUCAAGCCUCCAAAGAAAGAUGAGCUUCUUGCGUACUUGCAGCUGGUGUGUUUUGCUGAAGGAUACCUUGUUCACCCUGCGGAUCUUGCUGGAUUGUUUGCUGCGAUUGGAUAUGAUAUGCGACAAUUGAUGAUGACACUUCAACUUUGGUGCAUUCGACAAACUGCCAAGAAUGAUGAGGAUGAGGAUGAGGAAAAGGAGGAGGAUCGACCCGACAAGGAGUUACCAAAAAGGGACAAGGAGUAUCAGGAGGAAUCAACAACAACGGCGGCAAUUUCGACAACAUCAUGCAUAUACCACGAAUGCCCCCGGUUAUUUGAGGAUUACACUGGUAUCGGUGGUCACUUUAGUAGACCGGAAUGUCUUGCACAGCUCUUCCAUCUUGAACAACCACGCUCAAAAACGGGAUUGGAUUUGGUCGAGUUUUAUGAAUACUAUUCACGAGGCAGCCAUGUCAAUAUUGAAGAUGAUGACCAUGAGGACGUUGAUGGAUUGGAUACAGUGCUAAGUGCAUUAGAAGCGGUGACAUGCUUAGAUCGGAAGGAGGGGCAGGAGCAUGAAUGUGAUGAAUAUGGACCAUCUUCAGCGGAUCGACCCACUGGAUAUAAAGCAUUGUGGAAAACACCGAGCAACACAGACCACUUGUUUUGGGAUUAUGGUGACAGCAUGGCAACGCAAACAUGGGUGGCAAACUAUGAACGGCUCAAGGAUAAGGAUUGGAUAAUGGCAACCUUAUGGGAACAGUUACUGGAUGUCAGAUCAGAAGCAGCAGGGGAUUGCAUAGCCGCUUGUGAAGCAUUGCUGACACUACGAACGGCGGGUUUAUCAGACGAGUUGAUCUUGAAUGAUUAUCUUCCUCAUAUUCGAUCCAUGUGCAUUUAUGAUCAAGGUGUCGCCAGCCGUGGACGUAGUCUUCGAACCAGGAGAAAGCGGCGGUAUUUUGAUCUUUCAGAGGACCAACGACAGGUCUUGCAGGAUCCGCCAAGAUACAACGAUGCCACCAAAUCAUGGUGUGAGAGCUUAGAGUCUAUAUUUACAAUGCAUCUCGAGGAAUGGCUAUAA
Molecule: messenger RNA, 2619 nt
Organism: Lichtheimia ornata
Lineage: Eukaryota; Fungi; Mucoromycota; Mucoromycetes; Mucorales; Lichtheimiaceae
Exons: 4
Coding region: 1-2619 (872 amino acids)
Cellular component (GO): nucleus
Molecular function (GO): DNA binding; ATP hydrolysis activity
Source: RefSeq, a predicted model, not a curated record